AUGAAUCGUUUAGAAAAUGAGCCUUUCCUUAGUGAAUUAUCGAACAUGUUCAACAUCGCUCGUAACAAUGGUAAUUCUGUUUACAUCACAAUGAAAAGAUAUUCGGGAGUGGAUAAGCCUAAAAGCCACGCCAACAAAACCGCCGCCAGUAAUAAGGAUGAGGGAUCUUCUUCAACUGGUGAUCAUCUGUGUCUUGUUCGUGCAAAAAUUGGUAAAAAAAAGAUAAGUACAGUUAUCCAUUCAAAGGAUAUUAAUAAAUUCCAAUUGGCUUAUUCUAAUCUAUUGAAAGGAAACCUUUAUGGAAUGCAAAAGAAAAAGUAA
This is a messenger RNA of Panonychus citri (citrus red mite), 321 nucleotides long. It is a transcript of the gene Srp14, whose product is annotated as signal recognition particle 14 kDa protein-like. Gene Ontology annotation, biological process: SRP-dependent cotranslational protein targeting to membrane. Gene Ontology annotation, cellular component: signal recognition particle, endoplasmic reticulum targeting. NCBI's taxonomy places the organism in Eukaryota, Metazoa, Arthropoda, Arachnida, Trombidiformes, Tetranychidae. The coding region runs from base 1 to 321 and encodes 106 amino acids. The record is from RefSeq and is a predicted model, not a curated record. Gene Ontology annotation, molecular function: 7S RNA binding; endoplasmic reticulum signal sequence receptor activity. The transcript has a single exon.